Acanthoscelides obtectus is the source of this 1288-nucleotide messenger RNA. Lineage: Eukaryota; Metazoa; Arthropoda; Insecta; Coleoptera; Chrysomelidae. The record is from the annotation of a GenBank genome assembly.
GAUGCUACUAAAAUCUAGGGAUUGGUAAAAGUAUACAUGCUGCAAGAUAAUAAUUGCAGAAUCAUUAUUGAGAUUAACUAUGUCCAAUAUAUCUCUGUGUUACGGGGGAUCUAAAAUAUAAGUACUUCUCAUUGCAGUAUUAUAGAAUUAGCAAAUAUAUAUCAAUAGUUUGAAAACAUUUUUGUGAAUAGGGUGUCCAACAAAAACAUACAUAGGAACAGAAAAUAAUAUUACGAGAAUGGUAACAAUAGCAAAAAAUUAAAUAAACCAAUUGGCUAUGUUUAUUUACUUAUAUGCAUCUGAAUGAUCUCUUCACUGCAAGAUUACUUUUUAAAACAUAUUCCCCUACAAUAACACAACCAUAGACAAUCUUAUUAUUUUCAGACAUUGGAGCAAAUCUUACUGAUGCCAUGUAUUUAGGGAUAUACAAUGGCAGUAAGAAACAUGAAUCUGAUUUACAGCAAAUAUUACAGAGAAGCUGGGCUGCAGGCUUAUGCAAAAUGAUCAUAACUGGUGGAAAUUUAGAAGAAAGUAGAAAAAGCGUAGAAUUAACUAAUAUGGAUGACAGGUUGUAUGCUACAGUAGGUUGCCACCCAACAAGAUGUGGAGAGUUUGAAGAAAAUGGCACAAAUCCUGAAGAUUACUUACAAAAAUUAAAGGAUACAAUACUUUCAAAGCAAGACAAAGUGGUGGCUAUUGGGGAAUGUGGUUUAGAUUAUGACAGAACACAAUUCUGUUCAAAGGAUGUUCAGAAAAAAUACUUUGAAUACCAGUUGAAGUUGACCGAAUAUUUUAAAUUGCCACUUUUUCUGCAUUGUCGAAAUGCGGCUGAUGAUCUGUACAAUAUUCUGUCAAAACACAGUGGGCUGGAAGGAGUUGUGCAUAGUUUUGAUGGAACUUCUGAAGAAGCUAACAAGUUUAUUGACUUAGGAUAUUAUAUUGGAUUGAAUGGAUGUUCCCUAAAGACUGAAGAGAACUUAGAAGUAGUAAAAGCCCUACCAGCGGAAAAGAUUUUGUUUGAGACUGACUGCCCUUGGUGUGAGAUUCGACCGACACAUGCAGGAUAUAAGUACAUUCAAAGGGAAAAUUUGGAUUUUCCGAGUGUGAAGAAAGAAAAAUGGAAACCAGACCACAUGGUUAAGAGCAGGAAUGAACCAUGCAACAUAAGGCAUGUUUUGGAUAUUGUCUCGGCCAUCCGGAAUGAAGAUCCAGAUGAACUAUGUGAAAAAGUUUUCCAAAACACAUUGAGCCUAUUUUUUAGUGAUGAAUAAAUUAUAUUUUGAAAUAA